This is a messenger RNA of Ascoidea rubescens DSM 1968, 537 nucleotides long. RefSeq lists its product as uncharacterized. The coding region runs from base 1 to 537 and encodes 178 amino acids. The record is from RefSeq and is a predicted model, not a curated record. NCBI's taxonomy places the organism in Eukaryota, Fungi, Ascomycota, Saccharomycetes, Ascoideales, Ascoideaceae. The transcript has 2 exons.
AUGACUGUAGAAUUAAAAACAGAUACUCCAACGUUUCUUAACAUUGAGGAUCAUUCAUUUUGCUUGUUGUUAAGAUGCAAUAUUUUGAAUUCUUCAAUGGUUAAAAAUUUUAUGAAUACAAGCAAAACUUAUGAUAAUAUAAAACUCUACGAAUUAGAAUCGGCAAAACAGAAAAUCAGACUAUACUCGAAAUCACCAUAUAGUUUUGCUAGUGACAUUGAAAAAAGCUUUACUUUUAUAUUUAAUUAUUCACAAAUGAGUUUGUUUUUAGAUUUAGAUAAAAAUUUGCCUUUUGUUUUCUCGAUUAAAGGAAGAGAACUAUUUAAAGAUAAUUAUAAGACAAUGACGAUUUUGUCCAUGGAAAUCUUUUCACAAACGAACAAUAUAAAAAAUCUAUUGAAAAAUAUUGAAAAUUUAGUCAAAUUGGAAAACAAUGUAAUCUCAGCAAUUAUAUUUAAAAAGAAAAAUAGAAGAAGGCUUAAUGAUGAUUAUCCGGAUUUUAAAUUUGCAAACUUCAAAAAGAAAAACACUGAAUAA